Messenger RNA from Daphnia pulex (common water flea), 2165 nucleotides. RefSeq lists its product as uncharacterized. The coding region runs from base 862 to 2064 and encodes 400 amino acids. The record is from RefSeq and is a predicted model, not a curated record. The transcript is spliced from 8 exons. Lineage: Eukaryota; Metazoa; Arthropoda; Branchiopoda; Diplostraca; Daphniidae.
CGCGUGGCGUGCUUUAUUGAACUUGUUGGUUGGUUAAAAUGGUUAAGACCGAAGAAAAGAAACUUGAGUUGAUUUCUUUAUGACUAUUCUAUGAAAUAUUUGUUGUUAAGACGAUGUGAAAUGGAAAGAAUAUAAAAAAACGGACAUAGACAAAGAGUAAAUUAAUUUUUUAAGAUUAUAUUCUGUUGGUUUGGGUACAAAGUGCAUUAACAAAAUGUUGAGAAAACAGCAAGUUUUUCUGUUGGAUGUUGGGAAAGGGAAUUUUUGACACAGACCUGUCUUUACAAAGUCCAAAACUACUUUAGCGUAAGGGCUGGAAGACCUGUCAAUUGAAGAAUGUCAAAAUUGUCGGAGAUAAAAAAAAGAAAACAGAAGACGGAUGGUGACGUCUCUUACUAAAAGAUACAACACAGAAGAAUAUUGUUGAGUCUGGACCUUACCCCAACAAGUAUGGUGAAGGAGUCUUGUCCUGUCCUAUUUUCCAAUUGUUGACUCUCUAAAAAGAACAUCCCAAUGGAGAAGAACAUAUCUAAAAAGUUACAUGAGUUUUCAGCUGCAAUGUUGGUGGAAGAAUAACGCUGGACAGAUCAAGCUGAAUUAUUCACAUCCAAAUCCAAAACAUCAAACAAAGAAAAAGUGAAUCAUAUUGUUGGAAAAUGUUUAGUGACUGUAUUCUAGGUGCAUUAUCUACGACUCUACGUUAUCUCCAAUAAAAACCGAAUUAGCUUGCUCUUCACUCAUCAAGCACGAAAGAUUGCAGUUAAUUAAACAAAGACAGAGUUUGUUUCGCCAUAACAAAGAGUCUAGGGAAAGCCCCGGACAAACCCGUUCUUGUUAUAAGAACACGAAGCAUUUAAGGAAAUGUUUGCUUCAGCCAUAAUAUUUGCAGCUGCUGUCCCACUGGUAUUGGCAAACAACGCCCCAACCUAUUCUAGUGAUGUCUCCAGUACGGCCGACAAUUCGUGUGAGAAUUAUCCUCCGCUUAGUGGUGCAAAAGUUCCACAAAAUGGAAAAGCGUCUAAUUCUUCUUAUCCUGAUGAUGGCUGUGGAGACUAUUCUGUCCGAUUUAAGGGCGAUGGAUACUGUUAUUCACUUCUGAAGAAAGGACCUUGUGAGAAUGUGUUAUUUUGGAUUACGGUCGACCCGUAUACUUACGAGGGAAUAUGCACUCCUCGCCUUUGUGGCAGAGAAAAAGUGUUCGUCGGUCGAGAUGGUCUUUGUCACGAUGUUUACGAUACUAAAGAGUGUCGCGGAGGUAGGCGUCUUUAUUACUCGGCUUACGGAGAUCCAAUUUGUGAUUGUCCUAUUGGGCAAUAUCCAUUCCCAUCGGAAGAAGACGAUUGCGUUCCUUUAUUUACUCAAGGGCCGUGUCCAACCAAUCAGGUUGUAUCCGUUAGUUCAUCUGGUAAAUUAGAGUGUUUCCCCAACACUUGUCAACUUGUUGAUAGAUAUCAGGACUGCCUCCUGCAAUUGGUCCCAGUUAAACAAUCAAGAAUAAGUAACGAUGACAACGGCGAUGAAUAUGGAUACUGCUAUGGGUUAGGCACUCGUGGACCUUGCUCACCUUCUGAACUUUUUGGUUACAACAUCUUUCACUGUCAGGGAGAGUGUGCUGACAUGGAUGACCCUAGAACGCCUUACUUUUCUUCUCCGGAAGAGAAUGCAAUUUUAGAUGAUGUCUUUGAUCGGGCCGCAAACGAACCCAUAAAAACAAAGAAUAACAAAAGUAAUACGUUUUUAUGUGCACAACGGUUAUCAAGAAAACGAAGACAAGGUAUCAAUACUUUUGGGAUAUUCCAACAGACAAGUAGAAUUCCAACAUCUCUCCUAAAUCCUUGUCAACCUGGCGGUCGAAACGGAAAUAAUUUCAAGUGUGCAAAUCCUUUGGUUCCUAGUAGACCCAUACGUGACGUUAGUAAGCCUGUCAGUCCUGCUUUCGGUUGCCGACCAAAUGAUUUCUUGCGAGCUACUGGACAAUGCGGUAGCAACCGUGUGCCAGCUAGCUGCGGACCUUCUUACAAAUUCAUCAAAGCUACAAACCAAUGUAGACCAAUUCGCUUUUGAAUUAAAUUCGCUUUGUAAUUAAAGAAUAUAGUGGAUAAUCCUGAAAUUCAACACAACUAAUUUCGUAAUUGAUGCGAAAAUACAAGUUUCUUAAUAUCGUA